Messenger RNA from Amoebophrya sp. A120, 4016 nucleotides. The record is from the annotation of a GenBank genome assembly. Lineage: Eukaryota; Dinophyceae; Syndiniales; Amoebophryaceae.
GCGAGGUGGGACGACGACGAGCCAGAGCCAUCGACGUCUACAACGAGGAUGGAAAGUCGGCAAACAAAAUACGUAGCCCGGCCCUCUUCGAGGUGGUCGUGGGUGCGCUAUUGAGUACUCAAGUACGAAAGUAGAUCCAUCUUUUACAACUUCUUUACCGCGACGAACGGGUGCCACUGAAGCUUGAUGGUGCCACUUUACCACGAACGGGUGCCCAUAGUGUACGAUUGAAAAAGAAAAAUCUAAAUCAUGAUUAUGCCUAAUAUGUUCAUGGACGUAGGUCCUUAUAAUUUCAGCGUAAGGACAUAACAACUCACGGAGCGUUUAUUGAGACUUAGGUGUGGAGUUCAUCGCUCAUCAAAAGUACGUAUUGUAAAAUUUCUCAGUAGUAAAAAGAACGACGUCAUCACCAGGGCGCGGCGAGGGAGCAAAACGAAUCGCCAACGGUGCUCGCGUACGUGAAGAUGGUGAAUGAAGAUUUCUAUAUCAAAGUCAAAUCAUCUCCCCGGCCGCCCUACCGCACGUCGUGUAAGGAAAAGACGCUGACGAGACUUGUUGGUCUUGCUGCAGCAUGGUUUGCAACUUGCAGACCUCGACGUUCUAUCUCUAUUAUGAGUAGAAGCACACGAUGUCGAUGAGUCACGCAAUCAACAUUCGUUCGGAGCAGGGGGGACUCUUUUACUUCUUGCAGACGCAAACGCAUGAAUCUACCUGCAAGUGCAUAUAAUACGCAUAGAUGCAAUUCUUUAUUUGUAGUUAAACCCAGUAGUGCAUGCGGGUGCGCACACACACAAGGGAGCCACCGGGAAGCAACUUAUUAGACAAAAAGAAACCGCCAGCCGGGUGGAGGAGGAGCUGCAGAAAACGCUAACAGAAGACGAGUUGCGGGCGAUGGAAGCGCCAGGGAGAUCAGCAGCAGCAGCUUGGGACCAGUUCGAGGAGGUGAUGAAGCCUCUGAUGAAGGAACUGGAAGACGAGUGGAAGAAGAACAAACCCGAGCAACGGCGGAAACCUUGGAUAACGGACCGAACGUGGAAGACAAUAGCGAAGCGAAGGAAACUAAAAACCGGCGGGGACAGGACGAGGCAGGCGGACGCGAGGCUACGCAGGAAGAUAAAACACGAAAUAAAAGAGGACAAGGCAGCAUGGCUGCGGGAAAAGAUAGAAGACCUGCGCAAGGCUGACAGCAGCGGCAAUGCGCGGGCCGUAUACGAAACGGUCCGCCAGUUAGCCGGAAAGGCGAGGGCAAAGGGGCAGCAACACCUGCCCGGGGGGGAGCGGCCACACGUCGAAUUCUGGGCAAGCAUUUUAGGGACGAAGAGACCAGAAGCAGACCAGCGCCUGAAAGGCGCGACGGCGUGGAAGGUGUGCGAGGAGAUGUUGCAGCAGCCGCCCCGGCCCACGUGGGAGACAACUCACGCAGGCAGUCCGGAAGAUAGCGAAAUCGAUAAGGCGGUCAAGGAGCUGAAAAAAGGGAAGAGCCACGCGAGCGACUUCCCGGCCGAAUUCUUCGCCCAAUCGGACACCGCAAGAAGGGUGCUCCGGUUGGUGGUGAAGAAGAUCUUCGAGGGGCAACAGAUGCCAGAAAAAUGGCUGGAGGCAGCAAUAGCGUUGCUGCACAAAAAUGGACCGCGGGCAGAGCCGGCGAACUACCGGCCGGCCGCCCUCCUCCAUGUUGGCGAGAAGUUAGUGGGCUUGAUAAUUUUGAACAGAAUCCGGGAAAGCGCAUACCGGGCCAUCGAUAAAAGACAAAAAGGAUCGGUGAGGGGCCUCAGCUGCCGGCACGCCGUGUUCCGGCUGCUGAGGGACAUGGAGCACGCGAUCAAAAAUGGGGAGGAGCGGGUUUAUGACUUCAUCGAUUUCCAAAAAGCAUACGACAGUUUAGACUGGGAGAAGAUGGCGGCAGUACUCCGGUGGCAGGGGUUUCCGGCCGACCUGGUGGAGCUUGUGCGGAGAAUGUACGGCUCCGCCACCUAUGCGCUGAAGAUAGCACCGGGGAAGCUUAGCGGUGUAACAGAACAGAAAUCCGGCAUCCGGCAGGGCUCAAGCCUGAGCCCGCUGAUUUUUGUGCUCGUUUUAGACUUCGCAACGCAGGCCUUCGAGCUUGCAAUGCAGCGCGAAGGGCUCUGGGCACGGAGCAAGGUCGACGUCAGCUACUUGUCGUGGCUAGGAUUCGUCGACGACCUAGUGGUGCGAAGCGACACACCAGCAGAAGCGCAGGCCACACUACUGCAGCUGCAGGCAGCUUGCAGGUUCGUCGGGCUCGAGCUGAAUGCAAAGAAGACGGAGGCCAUGACCAUAGGGCUCCAACCAAGCAAAAAAGACAACCGAGACGCAAAAAAAGAACGCUUCGUAACUGAGGAGGGAACGGAGUACGAGCGUGGGGGUUGGGCGGUGGAGUGGGAUGGUGUUGACUUGGUGGAAGAGUACGCAGCCGCAGCAAGAAGCAAGAAAUCCAUCGCCCCGGCGAUGGAAAAGACGACCCAUCUACUAGUGUGGGAUGACGGGAAGUUUGGUUUGUGCUGGUUGAAAAAGACCAGCUGGGCAGUGUUGGAUGACGGGGAGCGGCUCAGGCUUUCGCGAGUGGGCAAGGUCCGAUUCGUGGAUGAGGAGCGGAACAUCCACAAAUGCCCCCGUUGCGGAGAUGUGUUGCCGGACGCGCGCGCACUUAAGUGGCACAGGGCCACGGGUUUUUGCCGACCGGGCAUGAGCACGCAGGAGCAGAAGGUGCUCCGGGUAGGGAGAUACCUAGAAGAAAAAGCGAAGGCGCAGCGCGCGGCCGUAGUAGUACCCGCCGGGCUAAGAACGUACGACGGCAAAGAAGUGGCAACAGUAGGCGCUUUCAAGUACCUCGGUACGCAGAUAGCGAACAACGGCAGCACCAGCAAGGAAGUAGAGCGGCGGACAGGGAUCGCCAAGGCCACAGUGGGGCAACUCAGCAAAAUUUGGAAGGACCGGGACACACCGCAAGGGCUUAAGGCAGAGCUUUGCAACAGCCUCUGCAGCUCGGUCGCGUUGUACAACAGCGAGUGCUGGGCCAUGAGGGAACACGACUGGAAGCUGCUGCGGCGCUUCCAACUGCAAACUCUGAAAACCGCAACAGGAGAACGGCGCAGGUGGCAAAAGGAGCACGACGCAGAGGACGAGACAGACGCCGAAAACGAAGAAACAGAGGCAGAGGAGUACGCGAGCCGGCUCGCACUUUGCCGGAAGAUGGGGGUCCUCGACGUCGAAACAGCGCUAACAGAAAAAAGAAUAGCUUGGGUAGGACACGCUGCGAGGGACAAGACCGAAGCUUCAGCUGCGUGGAUCGCAAACGAGGUCAAAAUCAAAUCCGAGUGGGGGAAAAUGUUGUUGCAAGACCUGGAGGGCUACAGCAUCGAUUUUGAAACUCUUAUAAGCGCCCCCCCCGACGCCGUCACGCUGAAGGAAACCCUGAAACAGAAUAGGAAGGUAGCCACGGAGAGAGCAGACCGGCAGAGGAAAGUAAAAACAGUAACGCCAAAAAUGGAAGCAAGGAACGCGGAACAGAGAGAGAGAAUCCAGCAGCAGCGGGUAGAGGAAGAGGAAAAAAGGCAGGAAAUGACAUCGAAGAUCAGCGGCAAGCGCUGGCGCAGAGUGCCCGGCGCACGGGAUGGCGCGUGGCAAUUAGAAUGUGACCCAGAGGCGCUGUUCGAGGCGUGCGGCGACGACUUCUGUGAAAACAGUGGAAGAGAAGUGAAGUACGUCGCAGGGGUGGCUUUCUAUCGCAACCAGGAUCAAACCUGGACUGCAGAAUGACACCGAAAUGUCGAAAGCACGAUGUUCGUGUGCACGUCCAAGAAGAAAUGAAAGAGAACAGAAUAGCGGAAACUUUCACAGGACAAGCACUAACAUGAUGAUGAUGAUGACCAGUAGUGCAGCUUCAAGACCCUUAUCACGGUCGGCAGGAGUAUCGCUCCUCUUAUAUUUUUCGACCCAGCGUCACUAUAUUAAGAACAGCUCCAGAACAAGGAAAGUCUAACUGUAACUACAAG